GUUCAGUCUUGCCGAACCUGUCGUCGUCAUCACGUUACUUUUUCUCUUGUUACCGCAAAACGACGCGUUCAAUUUCAGUGUCUUCUGUGAGAGAGAAUCUCACACACAUAUGCAUAAAAAUACUAUAUAUCGUCACAGUCAGAGUCGGUCGGUCGUCUUAUCGAAACGCAAUUUCCAGAAAUUUUCAUUGUAAUUGAUUUUCGUUUUUAUUCAAAUUGUGUGGUGAAUCGAGUGCUGCUCAUACCCUACUUACUACUUGUUAGGCAUUCAAAAUGUGUUUUAUAUAGAGCAGAGCAGAGUGUUUACCUUCUAUUACCUCAACGAAAACAAGAAAACAAACGCCGAGGAGUUGAAUACAAAUUACAAAUUAUAUACAUACUUCCUCCUUUUGAUCGUGAUGUGAUGAUCUUGUGACUUAACAUAACAAUGUGAUUAAUGUGUUUCUUUUGGUUUUUGGAAUAUUUUAAGUAAACACAGUGAACUAUCAUUGAAAACUCCCCGCUUGGAUUGUAAUAUCUAAUCGAUGACCAGCAGCAGCUAUAAGCAACGCAGUAGUGACGAGGCCCUCGCCGAGCAGCUCAGUCUGCCACGCAGAAGCCACGCAGGAGGAAGUGUUACGCCUAUCUAUCGUCAAAUCUCCGGGGCCAUGGCCACCUUACCGCGAAAUGAACCACGCGACACUAGUGGAGCGGAUCAACGGUUGCGCAGUGACUCUAUGGCCACAUCGAGAACAUGCGUUUAUAUUGGUGGAGCAGCGGCGACUUCCUCCCCAAUGGCAAAUGGUGGAACAGCUGGUGCUGCUGCCUCAGUUACAUUGGAUCGCCGUCAACCACAGCGCAUGUCCUGGCUGAACAUGCGUAGAGCCAAGGCUGAUGCCGAAUUGGCUGCCAUCACACCAUCGCCACAGACUACACGCAGUUGCAUCUCCACAGUUUCCAGUGUGGUCGAUAGCGGUGGUGGGAGAACCACUGCCACCUCGGGUCGCAUUAGUUCUAGUGGAAUUAUCACACUCAGCGGCAGCAAUAACACACUGAGCGAAAUCCAUGGUGGCUAUCAGGAUCAUCACGAUAAUUUGCAUGAUCUGCACGAUGGCACGAUCUCCAAAAACUAUUCAGUAUCGGCUUCAGCCAAUUCAACGCACAAUAUAACAACAGCAAGCAAUGCCAAAUUGCUGCCAUCAGUCGAAGAUGAAGCCAACAAACAGACGAAAUGCUCUGUUUUUCGCGGUCUUGUGCUCUGCAUUUGCCUGAAUGUUAGCUAUGCGAAUGUUGUGCGCUUUCCCCGCGAAUUGGAUCGCUAUGGGUUGGCCUAUCUGCUGCCCUAUGUAAUACUGUUGUUUCUAGUCGGACUGCCUAUGAUACUGCUGGAGAUAUCAGUGGGACAGUUUUUGGGUCAGGGUGCGGCUCACACAUGGCGGGCAUCGCCCAUAUUCAAAGGCGCCUGCAUCAUCAGUCGCUUCGCCUCGUGGGUGUCGGCCAUUUGGGUGUCGUUGCAGGCAGUUCUGGCGUUGGCCUACAUUGGGAUGUUUGCCUCGAACUCGCUGCCCUUUCGCGAAUGCGUGGGCAAUUUAAAGUUGAAUAUGAAUGGCUAUACAGUGACGGCGAACAGUGGACAGGAGUGUCUCCAGCAAACAUUUCUGACGCCAUUCUGGCGAAAUCCUUUGUACUUUGGUCUAUUGGCAGCUGGCCUCAUCGGCCUCUGGAUUGUGGUAAUGCUGUGCACCCACAAUGGAAAAAUCCUGAGACGUAGCCUGUUCGUAUAUGGCCUGUCGGGCCUAAUGUUGCUUUGUGCCCUCACAGGCUGGGAGGUACGCAACUCGUUAACACGUCACUACUUUCCCCAACUCUGGGCUUUUGAUGGCUCCCUGCUGGCCGAAAGUAACAUCUGGUUUAAUGCCCUGAUGCAGGUCUUAUUCUCGGUGAAUUGCGGUUUCGGCUCUUUGCCCAUGUUAACCGGCAAAUUUCUGUACAAGGGCGAUGCUGUGAGAACCUCUGUGGUUUAUCUCUGCUUUAAUCUGCUGAUCAAUGCCAUUGCUGUGACCCUGUUCAUUGUACAGUUUGAUCUCUUGGGGAGAGAUGACCUUCCGGUGAUGGACGAACUAAAGCCACUGACUGCGAUCUAUGAUCGAGCCAUGUAUGUUGUGAAUAAUGAGGAUGGGGGCAGUUCGCUGAUUCAGCAUCUUGUGCCAGCUCUGAUCUAUGCGUUAAUCAUACUGUCGUCUCUGGUCUCAAUCACUGUGGCUGUCUACACAUCGACGAGGCUGGUGCCACGUCGCCCCAACUAUGUGGUAUGUCUGAUUGCCCUGGUUGUGGCUGUUAUAUCGUUUGCGGCACCGAAAUUCCUGAUUGCUCGAGUCCUCGACUCACGUCUGGUGGGUACAAUGAUAGUGACUGCUUUGGUCUUUGAACUGAUUGCCAUCUCGUGGAUCUAUGGGGCCAAGAAUAUCUACACGGAUCUGGAAUUCUCCAUUGGACGACCCAUUUUCAAGGGUUGGAUGUGGUUGUGGGUCACCUGCCCGGCCGUACUCACGGGCAUUUUGGUUUGGUGGUGUGCCGAUGAUGACCAAUUCGAUCUGCUGGCCGAAUAUUUGCCUCGUUGGGCUCCCAUAUUGUUCGUACUGGCGGUUAUUCUCAUCAUUGCGUGUGUGCAGAUCUUUCGACAGGUCGAAUAUAAUUUCUUUGGCAUGAUCUGUGAGGCCUCAAAGCCGGCAAAGGAAUGGGGGCCGGCUGAUCCCUUGGCUCGCCAUUCCUGGAAGCAAUGGCGUUCGGUAUGUCAAGAUACAGGACGAAGGGAUUUCACUCUUCGUCGUCGAGGCACACGGGAUUACACACAUUCCAUUAAGAAGGGUCAAUACUCCAGCGCCCAAAAGUAUGCAACUAGCAAUGGAGGCCAGACACAGCUGCAACAGCAGCAGCAUCAUCCACAUCAUCUACAUCAUCAGACCCAUUGGAAAUCCUCAACGCCUGGCAAUAGUUCACCCAAUUACAGUGGCUCCAUGUUUGGCGACUCGGCCAUAGAGGAGGACAUUAGCGUGGACAAGUUUCCGGGCAUCACGCAGCAGCAUCAUCAUCAGUAUGUGCCAUUCCAGGCCAGUGAUGGCAAGCCGCCACCACUCAGAUAUUCUCAGCGUCAACGCCAAACGGCUCAACCUCAGACCUUAACCCGUCUCCCGCCUCCAGCAGCAAGCAGUACCACAGUGGAUAAGCAACACCGAGAAGUGGUCUAUAUAAGACGGCUCUCCGAUGGAGGAAACGGAAUUGGUGGCGGCAAUCAUGCCACUCGCAUCGAGAUUUCUCCAUCAAAUGAGUCCAUUACCUAUGGCAAUGGCAAUGCGAAUGGAAAGGCCAUACCACCCUCAGCCACCGCCAUGUCUCGUAAUCCUUUGGGUCGUUCCACUGGCUGUCUGGCCGGACCAGUGCAUCCGCCACCGCCCAGUGUCCACAUCAAACGCUCCGCCAGCUCUGUGGUCAACGUUAAUUCGCACAAAUUACCACCGCCCACCUCGGCGGCUGCCGGGGAUCACAUCUGCUGGCGUAAAUUUAACGUUAAUCCCGAGGAGUACUCCACAGAGCUGUGAAGAGCAUUCACACACAUUUAAUAAGACUUGUUGCAUCCAAAACAAAGCAAAACAAAACAAAACAA
This is a messenger RNA of Drosophila willistoni, 3642 nucleotides long. It is a transcript of the gene blot, whose product is annotated as sodium-dependent nutrient amino acid transporter 1. Gene Ontology annotation, cellular component: membrane. The transcript is spliced from 6 exons. The coding region runs from base 524 to 3577 and encodes 1017 amino acids. Gene Ontology annotation, biological process: sodium ion transmembrane transport. NCBI's taxonomy places the organism in Eukaryota, Metazoa, Arthropoda, Insecta, Diptera, Drosophilidae. The record is from RefSeq and is a predicted model, not a curated record.